AAUAAAAUGUGAGUAUUUUUUUCAAAAAAGUUUUAAAAAAGAGAGAUAAAGAGUGGACAGAAUUUAAUUUGGAAUAAAAUAUCAGUGUUAUUAUCUCGAGGAUAUAUGGAUCAUCUAGCAGUGAUUCGAUCUUUGGUUUCUUUUAUCGAAAACGAAAAUUUCUUAGAAAUCGUUCGUGGAUCUUAUCAUCAGCUGUCAAGAUAUAAUUAACACGAGUUUCCGUUUCGGUGAGGCCCACUCGAGAGAGUCAACGCUUGACCGGAAGCUGGAGCUUGACUGGUGGUGCAUCUUUUUGAUAAGUUUUCUCCUACAAAUAGGACGACGAGAUGGCUAAGAAUGUAGGAGAAAGCCGCAUACCGCUGCCACGAGCGGCUCGGCCAUCGUUUUUUCCCAAAGGAAGGGUUUUAGGAGGAACAAAAAUUGGUACUGGUCGUCGCCGAUCUCUUGUCCUUAGUUGUUUGCAAUCGGUGAAUGCGGAAGACGAUAUUUCAAUACCUAAUUCAAAGUGUUCUACCCGGGCUACGUCAACACCGUUGUCUUCAGGAAACACAGGGAAUACAAUUUUUGCGAUAUCUCCUGUCUGGGACAUCGAAGAAAAUGAUGUGCAAAAGUUGGUUUAUUUAAGUGAAGAAAAGAGUAACUUUUUCAGCUUGCUCGAAACCACUGGCACGUUGAACAACAGGAUCGAGGACGUAAGCGACAGCUGUCUCAGAGAUGUCGGCUUGGGUUCCUAUAAAGAUAACACAUCCGGUACACCGUCGCACUAUUUGAUGCUUAAUAAACAAAACUCUUUCGAGCACGACGAGAGUCUUGGUAUAUUGACGCCUGACCAGAUGACCGACUUUACGGUCGCGCUGGAAUGCUCCAGGACACCAUCCUGCGAGAAUCUAACUGGUUCCGGAGGUUCAAGAUUAGCUCUGACUCGAGCUUCAGCCUCAAGACCAUCAGUUGAUGCUGAACCAACAGAAGAAGGUUCAAGCGAGCGUACACCUUCACCAGAGGAACUUCCUUUGGAUCCAAAACCCGCUGAACCUGUGAGAGGAUCCGUAGUCCCGGUAAGCUUCGUUACUUCGGUGACUAGCAUCACAAGUUUAGAAGCAGGUUACCAGGGCGACGGUGAAAACUCAAGGCCAGCUAGUCGUGGGGCUGAUCCACCUUCAGUUGCCCCACCACCAAAUUUACCCGCUCCUUGUAGACAAGAUCCUAUGACCGAUUCGGAUUUCUUUACCGAAAGUGAUGCCGAUGCUCACGAAGAAAUUGUACGUGGUGAUAGAAAAGCGCAGGUGAUUGAUGGGACUUUAUUUUGUGCUCCUGGAGGGCGACGAUGUCCCAGUUUCACUGGCGAGGAAAUGGACUCCAGUGGUAUUUAUUCAGAUCUUGAUAAAAAGCAAGAUGAACGCCACGUUCCUGGAGAGGCUUUAGACGAAAACGAGGAUAACACGCCGGAUACUGUUGAUACCGAAGUUUCACAAAGAAGCCAACCGUCUCCUGUUAAAUCAGAAGUCACACACGUGUUUUUAGAUUUCGUACAAAUGAGUCCACGAGUAUUAACCAGUUUAGAUAUGUCAGAUGAAGUGGAUUCGGCAUUGAAAACUGCUGAAAUUACGGUUAUCGAAGUUAAUAGAGCAAACGAUAUGCCUAGAAUUAAAUCUUCAAAUAAAACAGAAUCGAGUUCUUUAAAAAAAUACAAGAUGCCUAAGAGAAAUGUUGUAUCGAAGAUUAAAGCGAUGAUUGAAUCCGGUCCAAAAGAUGAGGCGGAGAAGGAAGCUAGACGAUCCCAACGAUCUCAAAGAAAAGGAAGUCGAUGGGAUGCGGUGAUGAGUAAGAUCGAGGCCGGUAAAAACGAACAGAGAACGAGAUCCUUAAGAAAAGAAGUUAAAUCUAGGGUUUUACAAGGCCUAACGCAAUCAUCAACUCUUGGAGCAACAUUACAAAAAGUUACUGAUGCGGAUAAUAACAAUAGCAAGGAUAAAAGAAGAACGCGUGGAAGACAAACAGUAAAGUCACCCAUGCAAGAGACAGCUAGAAGCUCGGUUCGAAGUUCCAUGAGCGAUCUCAGCAGUGCUCCCAGUAAAGAAGCUCGUAAGAGAUCACCGACGUCGGGAAGUUCACCAAGAAGAAUUGUGGCAAACGGUCGUAAUGGUCAGCAGGGUCGUGUCAAUAGUUUUCGAGAAAAGAAAAAUUGUCCUUCAGUGGCAACAAUCAAUCUUGAAAAGAGCCCGACGGCGUCGCGCAAGCAACCGAUUACAAGGAGAUUAACGGCCAAUGUCCCUGCCAAACAACCGUCACAGCAACGACAGCAACAACAACAACCACAACAACAACAACAACAGCAACAGCAACGUGCCACGAGACAAAUAGAAAAAGAUAACACAAACGGCUAUGCGGUGUCAAGAACCAACACCAUCGAAACUUGCGAUCAAGCCGCUCAAACAGACGUACCUUAUGAUGUUUUUCAUGUUAAGAGGGCUGAGCAGGUCGUUCAAGCUUUAUCCGUCACCGUACAAUAUCUGGCAUAUGAACUGGAUGCAUUUUCAACGCCAAAACUAAAGAAAAAUUACGAAAAUAUGAAGACCGAAUGGUUAGCGGCAUGCUCAGAUGUGGACGAGCUACGAGCGAGACACAUUAACAUGGAGAAAAGAUUGAACACAGCAAGGAAAGAUCAUUGUAAAGCCUUGGAUCAGCUUCGUGAAGAUCUAGAGAGCCGGCACGCGGAACAGCUGGCAUCUUUGGAAAGCAAUUUCCAAGAGGAGAGACAGAAGUGCGAGUUUAGGCUAAACGAUUGCUUGAACGAGGCGACAAAAGAGCACCGAGCAGCGAUAGCGAGGCUACGAUCUGAACAUGAGGCCGAAUUGAUGCGCAAAGAUUCAGAAACGAAAAGAAGAUCGGUUGUACACGAUCAAGGUGCAGCCUUGGCGGCGGAAGUCGAGUCCUUGAGAUCUGUCUUGGAAUUGAAGAGUCAAGAGAACGCAGCCUUGCGAUCGGAACUGGACGGCACACGCCGGGAGAUCGAGGACAAGGACAUAUUGCAGCAACGAGUGGAGAUGCUUGAAGCGAGAUGCGAAGAUUUGAAGGCUCAGCUUCAGUGCAAGGAGGCAUUGGAGAGGCAGAUCUCUCACGACAACGAGAUGCUCCACGAAUCGAUCCAUCAGGUCUCUAAACAUAAUAAACGUCUUUUGCAACGUAACGAAGAAUUACAAUGGAGGUUACGUCAAAAAAACGAGGUAGUAACAGUCCUGGCGAAUCAACUAGCGUCACCAAGACUGUCUAGAUCCUUAGGUCCUGAACACAUAGAUCAUUCGAUAUCGUUCGAUAAGAAUAACCAACAAUCCUCUUCUAUGGUUAAGUUUGUAGUUGAGAAAAGCGAUUCGGUCUCAUGGACGCUUGACUUGGACGAAGCACAUACACCUGUAAACGCACCAUCGAAGUUAUUAACACAGGAGGGUUCCUUGUCGGUGUCUCGACAGGGCUCUUUGAGGCUCACGCCACGAAGAACUGGUAUCGACACUAGAGCCAGAUCCAAGAGUAUCUCCGUAACAGAUUCCACGAGAACCGAAGAUUCGAGCUGGCCAUAUUCUUCUACACCAGUUAAUUCACGAAGAAGACCCAGGAGCGACCCAUCAUCUUCUUCAGCCUCUUCUUCCUCAUCUUCUUCAUCAACAACUUCAUCCUCAUCAACGGCUCCAACCAAUCCCGUCGUUGCAGUUGCCGUAGCUGCAGCGGCUGCCGCUGCCGCAGCUGCCGAAGAUUGCAACCCCGGCCAGACACCUCAGGAAGCUGGCGGCGAAGCCAUGAUCUCUGAAGAGACAUCUGCUUCCAGCAGCGAAGACGAGUCUUCUACGAGUAGCGAUAUACCUCGUCUUCCCAUGCAAUUUGCUUGGGGAAAACCCAUCAAUUAACACACACAAAUUAGCCAAGAUUUUUGUUCAUAAGACCGUAACGAUGGCAUUUCGCUUGCCCUGCCUAUCGACCCCGUCUCCCUUCGUAUUUUUUCUCUUUUACGUGGUUGCAUUUUUAUACUUUUGACACCCCUAUUUCUUCAGAGUCUUUCUAUCGAAGAUGUGAAGAGAAAUACGCGUACGAAGCCAGACAUUAAAGUUGAAUGUUCGUGGACGUAUAAAUACAUGAUAUUCGAUAUCCAUCAAUAUCAAAUACUUCUAUAUUCUUAUAUCUUUUCGUUAUGACUUCAUAGGAGGUUUGUUUUCCCUUUUUUGUUUUCAUUUUUUCCCUUUUUUGUUUUCAUUUUUUUCCCUUUUUUGUUUUCAUUUUUUUCCCUUUUUUGUUUUCAGUUUCUUUCGUUUUUUUUAAAUAAAGUUGACCGCGUAUUUGUGUCGUGGACAAGAGUAUCGUGUAAAACCAUUAGACAUUCAUAAUUAUAAACAUAUAAAAUGAUAAACGGAACGAAUUUCUUGAUUUUUGUUUUCCUUGAUGAGUCUUGUGAUUAAUUGUAAAAUAUUUUAUUAUUUUUUCAUUCUAGUUUUUUUUUCCCUUUUUUUCUUUUCUACUUUAAGAUCUACUCGUUCACUAAUAAAAAAAAAAAAGAAAACAUUCUAUUAUUUGCAAUGUAUACAGGUGCCUAAUACUUUUGGCCAAGGAUGUGUACAUGUUAACGGAAUUAUCUAAUCAUGUAUAAGAAGAAAAUACGUUUCGGUCGUCUGGGCCAUUACUUAUUUAAUUCGUGUCACUUUUACACAUGUCCGUUUUAUAAGAAUGCGAUUACAUUAAGUCUGUAAAUAGGCAACGAUGUUUAUAAAUUAAUUAAUUUUUAUCACAAUUGUAUAUAGCCGAGAACAUUACAUCAUAUACCGUCUCCUUCCUCCCAAAUCAUCGAUAAAAAAUAUUUGCUGCGCUUACAUUUAAAAUGACAGAUUUUCAUUAUAGCCGCAGCCUAAAAAGAGCGGCGAAAUGUCGCAAUUCCAUUUCUUUAAAGGACCGCUUAUGGUCUUUUAAAUUGGAAUGGUGAGUAUAAAGUUGGGUUUGAAGUAGAUUUGUGUUACAAAAAAAAAGAAAAACUCUUCUUGAUGAUAACUUUGGGAUGAUUGUGCAUUGCAGUAUUCGCUGUUCAUCUUUUCAUGAUGAAAGAAAGAAAAAGAAAGAAAAAAGAACCUAAUAAUUAUGUUAUCGUUCGAUUUAUCCGUGUACAGUUUCGAUAAGCUUAUACGUAAUGCGAUACGAUAGAUUGAGAUACACUAACAGCGGUACGAACUCGUUAAAAUUUUUGACGAAAUUGAGAUGCCAAGUAAAUACAUAAGCCUAUCGAAGUUGUGUAUCGGUUUAAAUCACGCCAGCUGAAACGAGAAUCGAAUAAAUACAAAGUUGAUUCUAAUCUGCUCUAUUUGGAAAAACUGCAGAGAUCACAUUCGGUAGCAGUAGCUUAGCGAUAAACGGAAGUAUUAUUCGCAGAGAAGUGUUUCUUCUCUCACAUGUGCUGGCAAAUUUAAUGUAUUAUAUAUUUAUCAAAUAAAUAUUAUCUGAAUUACCACAACUUUCGCUAUCAUUCAGAACUUGUAA
Molecule: messenger RNA, 5511 nt
Organism: Polistes canadensis
Lineage: Eukaryota; Metazoa; Arthropoda; Insecta; Hymenoptera; Vespidae
Gene: toc
Product: serine-rich adhesin for platelets
Exons: 12
Coding region: 327-3899 (1190 amino acids)
Cellular component (GO): cytoplasm; nucleus
Molecular function (GO): microtubule binding
Source: RefSeq, a predicted model, not a curated record